This is a messenger RNA of Mesorhabditis belari, 1038 nucleotides long. The record is from the annotation of a GenBank genome assembly. Lineage: Eukaryota; Metazoa; Nematoda; Chromadorea; Rhabditida; Rhabditidae.
AUGGAUUUUCUCAGGGAUCAGGUGGCGACAAAUUUUUGCAACACGAAACUCACGUUUUGGGAGCUCUCAGCGAGGCACGACAAGCAAAGACUUCUUGGAGCACUGUACAUUUGUUAUGGAAUUACCGUCCAGAUUUGCUACCUUUUAUCGCUCUCGGUGAUCGCAAGGAAAGAGUUCCGUUCAAUGUCCUGUUACAAGUUGAUGUUGACUCUUGGCAUUCUUGAUGUGAUUUGUGUGACGGUGAGCUCUGAAUUGACCGGCUAUUUCUAUUACAUCGGUUUCGAGUAUUGCAUGUUGCCGACGAUCACCUACAUUUGUGGAUGCUGGAUGAACUUCUUCUUCAACACAUGUUGUAUGUUGUGCUUUUUUCUGGUAUUCAAUCGUUUCGUCAGUUAUUGGAAACCCUAUCUCGAGGAGGUGCUUUUUGCAGGCUACCGUACCUGGCUAUUCGUUGCGCUCGCACUCGCGUAUGGCUUGAUCUGGUUGAUUUUCCCGCUUCCUGUUCUUUUCAAUUUCGAUUUCGGCACUUGGAUCUAUUACCCAAUGAUUCAAGAAAAUCCUCCGCACGAGUUCAAAAGUGUCUAUCAAGUUUUUCACAACGUUUUGAUCUGUGGUGGGAUCAUUCUCUUCUAUUUUGGUCUUUAUGUUAUGCACAUGUGGAAAAUGCACAAGUUGAAGAUGAAAAAUGAUAAGGCACAGAUGCAAAUCUUAGUCCAAGCCUCAUUGGUGUGUCUGUUCACAUUUAUCACGGCAAUCACGUGGAUCGUCAUGCUUUUCGUCACGCCGACCACUUUCAUUUUGCACGUGGCGCAUGGGAGUUGGCAAUUGAUGCACGGAACUCCUGCUUUUGUCUAUCUCUUCUUGAACAAAACGAUUCAACACAAAGCUAUUCAAAAUCUCCGUCGAUAUGUUUUCAAAAUGGAAAUGCCAAGCGUUCUGCAUAAGGGCUCAUCAGUGGCCCCAAACUCCAACUCGGCACUUCAACUCAACGAGAAACCGAAAAUCCACGAACCACAAGAAAGUCUCAAUAUCACUAUU